UUUCCCCCAACUUUAACGUCAUCUUAGCUCAAGUUUAUAAGCCUCAUGCCUCUCAGAAUCAUCCCCCACUUCUUAGUAUUCUAAAUAUCGUUGUGAAUCAAAUCAUUCAAAUGGCAAGUUCUUUAGUAUGUUUGGCAUCUCUUUCCCUCGUCUUCAUUUUCAUCUCCAUCCCUCUCCCGUACUCCACAGCUAUCUCCUCCUGCAAUGGCGCAUGCAAAACUUUGAACGACUGUGCUGGUCAACUCAUCUGUAUCAACCAAAAAUGCAACGAUGACCCCGAUGUUGGGACACACAUAUGCGGCAGGGGUGGGGGAGGAGGCUCAUCACCUUCUCCUAGCCCCAACAAUUGCAGACCCUUUGGAACACUGGUUUGCAAGGGCAAGUCGUACCCUAAAUACUCGUGCUCUCCACCAGUAACAUCAUCCACCAAAGCCCUACUUACACUCAACGAUUUCAGCGAAGGCGGUGAUGGGGGCGGGCCAUCAGAAUGUGACGAACAAUAUCAUCCAAACAGUGAGCGGGUUGUGGCACUUUCCACUGGGUGGUUUGAUAAUAAAUCGAGGUGCGGGAAGUUAAUAAGAAUUCAGGCAAGUAAUGGGAAGACUACGACUGCGAGAGUGGUGGAUGAAUGUGAUUCGCGUAAUGGAUGUGAUAAAGAGCAUGCAGGGCAGCCGACGUGUGGAAACAAUAUCGUGGAUGGAUCUGCAUCUGUGUGGAACGCGUUGGGACUCGAUCAGGAUCUAGGUAAGGUGUCGGUGACUUGGUCCAUGGCAUGAUUUGCUAGCAGCUACUAUAGUAGCAUAUGCACUCGAGCUAAUUAAAUACAUAAAAUAAGGACCAUAUGAUUAAUCCAAGAACGAUUAAUUGGAUAUCAUGUAAGGUUUAGUUUAAUUGGAAGAAAUGGCAAUACAUUUGCCGUACUGUUGAUGUUUGUGUUUGUUAUGUGUGCCGAGCUUAUGUUACUUCAAUAAAAAAUUUAAAAUAUGAUAUUAGCAUGA
Molecule: messenger RNA, 998 nt
Organism: Rosa rugosa (rugosa rose)
Lineage: Eukaryota; Viridiplantae; Streptophyta; Magnoliopsida; Rosales; Rosaceae
Product: kiwellin-like
Exons: 1
Coding region: 111-776 (221 amino acids)
Source: RefSeq, a predicted model, not a curated record